AUGUGUAGGGACUUGUAUGAAAGUAGAUCUAAAAUUGAUGCUGAUAAACCAGAUUCUAAUCUACAACAGCAAAGUAGCCCUAAGCCUAAGUCAGAGGUUCUCAGCAAUUUUGAAAAUAGUAAAGGAGAAACUCUAUUACAGACUCUUUUAGUUAAGGUUGUGGAUGAUAAAGGUAAAGAAUAUUUGGGAAGACCACUUUUGGAUCUAGGUUCCCAGAGAUCCUACAUUACUAAGGACUGUGUCACUAAAUUAGGUCUACAAGAAACAGGUAGUGAAGUCAUAAAUCAUAGCUUGUUUGGUGGUGUAAAUAUAAAACAAAAAUCUCAUAAAAACUACCUAGUGACUCUUCAGAAUGUAAAUAACUCUUUCAAGAUCUCUAUUCCUGUGACAGAUCAAGAAACAAUUUGCAACCAUGUUCCUAGGCUUAAGAGUGAAGAGUACUUUGACAUCUUAAAAGAAAAGAACAUUAUUUUAACUGAUGUGGGAGAAAAUGUACCAGAUGUUAAAAUUUUACUUGGUGCAGAUGUACUAGUGGAUUUGUACACAGGAACUAUGCAGAAGAUCGAUGACAAACUAGUCUCUAUCGAAACAUACCUUGGGUGGACCGUGAUGGGGAGGCAGCCAUGCAGAGGAAGUCGUAAAAUGUCUCUGCUAACUCUAUUUUGCCAGUCUAAAUCUGAAAUUAAAGAUCUGUGGAGCUUGGAGACAAUCGGAAUCAAGGACCCUAUUGAGGUGAAGCAGAGAGACUCCAUUGAUGCAGAAGUAUUUCAACAUUUUAAAGAAAAUGUAAGAGUGAAUGUUGAGAAUAGGUACGAAGUAUGUUUGCCGUGGUUGGAGGGUCAUCCUGAACUUCUAGACAAUCAUGAAAUUGCAGAGAGACGUUUGAUGUCAUCAACUAAAAGAUUAAAUACCCUUAACAAAUUCAACGACUAUGAUAAAGUCUUCAAAGAAUGGUUAGAAGAAGGGAUUAUAGAAAAUGUUUCAGAUCCAGCAGAGUCAACAAAGGUCCAUUACCUGCCGCAUCACCCAGUGACAAAAGACAGUAGCUUAACUACAAAAAUAAAGCCAGUGUUUGAUGGGUCUACAAAGAACAAAAGAGUGUGGGGUUAA
Molecule: messenger RNA, 1110 nt
Organism: Macrosteles quadrilineatus (aster leafhopper)
Lineage: Eukaryota; Metazoa; Arthropoda; Insecta; Hemiptera; Cicadellidae
Exons: 2
Coding region: 1-1110 (369 amino acids)
Source: RefSeq, a predicted model, not a curated record